Galleria mellonella (greater wax moth) is the source of this 1604-nucleotide messenger RNA. It is a transcript of the gene Sld5, whose product is annotated as DNA replication complex GINS protein SLD5. Gene Ontology annotation, cellular component: GINS complex. The coding region runs from base 303 to 956 and encodes 217 amino acids. The transcript has 2 exons. NCBI's taxonomy places the organism in Eukaryota, Metazoa, Arthropoda, Insecta, Lepidoptera, Pyralidae. Gene Ontology annotation, biological process: DNA-templated DNA replication; double-strand break repair via break-induced replication. The record is from RefSeq and is a predicted model, not a curated record.
AGUAUUGUCAGUCAGUGAAUGACAUUGACAACUGACAAUUAAUAUUUGAAUUGUCACCGGCCGAUCGCGGAAUCUAAGGGUCCAAGUAAAGAAAAAACGUAAAUUCUCGAAAUUUUACUAUUAUUUUAAUCAUUUUCUUUCUCAGUAGACUUUACAAUUAUUUUAAAAGUCAGUUUAAUUUAACAGUUGCACAUUGAACUGUAUGUACUACAAUUUUUUGUCUACAAGGUAUAAUUAUUUUUUGUAAUACCGUGAGCGUUAGUUGAAUUUUGAGGUACUGUAUAUAACAGCACCUUUCUGCCAUGGACUUAGAGGAUGACAUAGAAUUCAGUAAUGACGAAGAAGAAAUUACAGCAGAUACAGUAUUAAAAACUCUCCAAAGUGCUUGGCAAAACGAGCGUUUAGCACCGGAAAUACUUCCACACCGUAAUGACAUGGUUGAAUGUAUGCUUGGACAGAUCCAGCACAUGGAGAGGAAUAUAAAUAAAUUACCGAAAACAGAUCUUCGCGCUUCUAUUCACAAAAUGGAACUUAGUAGAAUUAAGUUUAUCAUAUGUAAUUACCUCAAAACUAGGUUAAAUAAAAUUGAAAAAUAUUGCAUUCCAAUUUUAAAUGAGGAGAAACAACGUAUAGAUUCGGGAACUAAUUAUUUAACACCUUCAGAAUAUAAAUAUGCACAGGAAUAUUUACUAAACUUGGAAAGCCAUUUAAAAACAGUUGUUUUAAAUAAGGUUCCCAACAAUAUGCAAACAUUUGAAAUGAGUAAAAUGGCUGUUUAUCCAAAUUUACAAACCCAUGUAUUUUUACAAGCAAAUGAGACUGUCAAUGGAGUAGUGUUAGAAGAUAUAUUUGGUGAUCAGGAUGAAGAAAUUGAUUUAGAAGAGGGAUCUCAACAUAUACUGCAGUACAAACCUAUAGCAGAUUUAGUUAAAAAUGGUAAAGUACAAUUAAUUUGACAUAAAAUUUAUAAAAAGGAACAUUUAUGGAAUAUAUAUCAAAUUUAUACAAAUACCGUUAUUAAAAUUACAUGAAAGUGUUCUUAUGUAAACUCUAAGAGUUACUGUAUACAGUUAGGUUUGAAUUUAUACAAUUCCAGACAAUUAUUAUCCACAAUUUCAUAUAUAAAUAUUGUAAAUAAUUGCUAUAUUACAUGACAUUCAAUGAUUUAUGAGGUACUAUUAAAUAUUUAUGAGUCAAGAAAAUAAAUUUUGUAGCCUUUACAUCAUCAGACUGUUUUUUAUAUGAAGGUUUACAUUAUUUUCUUUAUUUACCUCAUAUUCAUGGAUGAAAAUUGUUUAAUAGCAAUAUACUGAUGGAUUUCAUAUUAUAUAUUUGUACAUAUCGUUUUCAUAUUUUUUAUAUAGUUCUUAGACUAACCCUGUAGUGCUGACAGCAAGUGCUAACCUUCUUAUUGGAAGGAUUAAAAUGGAAUUAAACAAUAUUAAUAUCCCAUUAUUUUAAAAUCGGAAAUCUAAAUUCAAAUAAAAUAAACUCAAUUAUGUAAUUAAUUUAAUAAAUAAUAAACAGAUUAGUAACAAAAUAAAAUUUAUUUAUUGAAAAAACCACAAUAAUUCGAAAUGUUAACUAAAAUACUCGGCUCGGCA